Bufo bufo (common toad) is the source of this 2183-nucleotide messenger RNA. RefSeq names its product CD276 molecule (gene CD276). The record is from RefSeq and is a predicted model, not a curated record. Lineage: Eukaryota; Metazoa; Chordata; Amphibia; Anura; Bufonidae.
GGGGACACGUCCUCGGAAUGAUGGCGCCCGACGAGAUUUCUCCAGCUGCCGGCCACAUACAGUGAAUGCACGGCCCGGAUACCAGAGGCAUUAUCCCGUCCUGAACUCCGCCACUUCCAGUCGUGUGAGAGGAGGGCGGAUAGGAGUGACAGGAAACCCGCGUCUCUCCAGCGCCGCUCCAGCCAGCCAGCUCCAGUGAGGGCUUUGUCAGAGGCCGCAGCCAAUCAUCUCAUGAUCCCACCAUGGGAAGGGGAAGCAGCCUCAGCAUGGACCCGCGGACAGGGAGGCAGUGAGCUUCCUGUGGCCAGUGCCGGCGGCGUGAGGGCAGUUUUUAGUGACCCUAAGACAUGGAUGUCCUCUGUUUUCUUCUUCUUCUUCUUCCUUCAUGCAGAUCCAUUGAAGUAAUUGUUCCUGAUGUCCCUGUCACUGGGAUCCUGGAUGAAGAUGUCAUACUUCCUUGCAGCUUUUCUCCUCCAGAUAGAUUUUCCUUGCAGGACCUUUGUUUAUUUUGGAGAUCACAAAUCCAGCAAGUCCAUGCUUCACCGAGGGACAAGAACAGCUGGGAGAUACAAGAUCCAACGUUCAUUAACCGAACAGAACUUUUUCUUGGGCAACUACUGCAGGGCAACAUGUCCCUUUUACUGCACAAAGUUAGCUUAUCUGAUGAAGGCAUCUACACAUGCUUUGUUAAUGUCGAAAACUCCAGUUCAGCUGCUGUGAGUCUGCAGGUGGCAGCCUCCUACACCAAGCCUACCUUGCAUCUGGAGUCUAGUGAAGGCCUUAAACCUGGUGACCAGGUAACUGUAACCUGCCAUACCUACCGCGGAUACCCUCAAGCUGUAAUACUGUGGCAAGAUGGAAAUGGGAAAAACCUUACAGAAAAUGUUACGACAUCACAAGUAGCCAAUGAAGAAGGGUUGUUCCAUGUGCAGAGCUCCAUCCGUGUAACCCUGGAGACCAGUGACGCUUACACCUGCCUAGUGUAUAAUCCUCUGAUGCAGGUGGUGACUCAUGCUUCACUCAGUGUCACAGGUCAGCAUCUCUCUUUCCCUUUGGUGGCUGUAUGGGUGACCAUUGGACUGUGUGCUUGCCUCCUGGGUCUUCUAGUUGCUUUGGCGUGUGUAUGUAGAAAACAACUCAAACAGACCUGUGAGGAGGAGCAGGAAGAAGCAGCCGGUAAUGAAGAGCAUGAAGAAAAUGGAGAGUUAAAAACAGCCAUGCAGCCUCUGAAGGCCAGCUCAGCAGAAGGUGAUGACACCACAACUCUAGAGUGAGAUCAGUCACACAAUGAGCUCUGCCAAAUACAGGCUGCACUCUACACUUGGAAGGAUCGAGGGACCUUUCAUGAAAAUCUCAGCAUUAAUGGGAUUACCUCCCUUUGCUGAAUUUUACGUGGCCCAAUGGAUAAAAAGCAUUUUAUAUUGGUAGUAUUGAUGGAAGGGCCGCAGGAUAAUACCAUUUGUCGUCCAUUUCUAUUUCUGCACUUGUUUGCAGUGAAUGCUGGAACGGUUCUGGCGAUUACUUCUGGGCAAUAUACUUAUUUAUGGAUUUAUUUUUUAUUUUUAGUGAGACUGACACUUAUAAACCCCCCCUUACAGUUUCCCCAAAAAAUGAACCAUUUCAUUGAUAAGCGUGAACAUGGACCAUUCUUAAGGGUAAAUGACCUGGAAUUGUCAUUGAAUGUUCAUUCUGUCCCUGGGUUGUAACAUCUCCCUACUUCUGCUGGUUCAGAAGUCUGCAAGGGAGUUGUAAUAAAUCACACAGAAGCAUGUGACCGUAGUACGAUUUAAGGGUGAGUUCAUACCACCGCCAUAUAUUUCCAUUGUUCUUCUCCAUUAGAGGAGCAGAACAAUGAAAAUAACUGAAGUGCUGGAUUUGGCACAUAACUGGCCUGAACAGAUCCAUUGACUAUAAUGGGGCCCAUUCAGUUUCUCUCUACCAGUGGACUAUUUCUCUCCACUGUAUUUGACAGAAUCUGCGAAGGAGGUGGUCGAACUGAGCCUCCAACGCUGAUUUGAACCAGCCUUUAGAGGUUAUUUAAAAAGAAGAAAUACAGUGCCUAAUAUAUUUCCCAUUUCUUUGGCAGUAAAGUUUGAUACGUGAUUCUGCCUGGGAACCAGAACACUGAGGGAUUUUCUAUUAUUUUGUAAGAUGUUUUUAAUAAACUGCUUUCCUAUCAUGAA